This is a messenger RNA of Arachis duranensis, 1172 nucleotides long. RefSeq names its product transcription factor bHLH153. The record is from RefSeq and is a predicted model, not a curated record. Gene Ontology annotation, cellular component: nucleus. Gene Ontology annotation, molecular function: RNA polymerase II cis-regulatory region sequence-specific DNA binding; protein dimerization activity; DNA-binding transcription factor activity, RNA polymerase II-specific. Lineage: Eukaryota; Viridiplantae; Streptophyta; Magnoliopsida; Fabales; Fabaceae. Gene Ontology annotation, biological process: regulation of transcription by RNA polymerase II.
CACACGCUUUGACAUGUUCUUACUCUCUUCCUCUGCUUCCUUACUCCAUUUCUUUCAACACACUCUUUGUGUCUUCUUAUUCUUCUAAUCAGUAAUCACUCUCUUCUUUUCUUCCAUUUAAGAGCUGCUCUUAGCAUAGUGUUGCUAACUUUGUGUUACUUUUUUUUGUUAUUACCAUAUUACCCCUAUGCUAGAAGACAUAGAGACAUGGUAACUGUGACAUUUUUUUUUCUCUGUUCUAGCUUUUGGAAUUUUUGUGCAAAAGUCUUAGAAAUGAAGUACUGAUCACGGACACUGCUUAAAGUUUGAAGCUUUACAAGCUUUUAAAGAUACCCACCAAAGCAUUUGGAGCCAUAUCACUCACAAAAGAAACAGAAUCAAAGAUGGGACACAAAAGGAGCCCAUGUUCUGUUGACCAAAGCAGUUAUACUUCUAUUGAAUCUAAAAGGCAAAAGGCUAAUGAUUUAUCAAUCACCACAAAGGAGAGGAAGGAGAAGCUUAGUGAACGAAUCGUUGCAUUGCAGCAGCUUGUUUCACCAUAUGGCAAGACAGAUACAUCUUCUGUCUUAGAGGAAGCAAUGCAAUACAUAGGUUUCCUUCAUAAACAAGUUAAGCUUCUUAGUGCCCCGUACCUCGAGAGUUCGGCGGCAACCAAGGAUCCGGGUCUGGAGCCAUGCAGCCUGAGGAGCAGAGGGUUAUGUCUUGUUCCUGUCUCACUAACAAUUGGAGUUGCUGAGAGCAAUGGUGCAGAUAUCUGGGCUCCCAUCAAGACCACCACCUCGCCGCCGAAAUUUGAGAAGGAGGCCGCCCAAUUUCAGUCAUAAAUUUGGUCAGCUAAGCAGCCUAAAGGAGGUUGUAAAUUGCUAUGCUCCCUAUGUCAGUCUAGGUGGAAUCAUGGUAGCUAUAAUAUAUAAUAUAUAGUUAAAGUAUUAAAAGAAAAAAACUUGGUCAAGCAGCUGCUCCAUGCCUUGAAGAUUUUAAGCGGGUGAUGGGGUAUAAGCUUUUUAAUUUAAGGCAUAUAUAUGUAAUCCUUAAUUCACUAUGCCGAUUAGUUAAGUGUAUAUUUGAAAGUUCUAGCUGUAUAAUAAUUAUUCCAUGUACUGAUUAGCUUAAUGAAAGUCUUCCCUAGAUUCAAUGGAAGGUAAAAAUAUAUAAUAUUGUGUGUUCGUGUA